UAAAUGUGACCUCACUCGCGGUAACUAUUUUCCCGGCUGUUGGCAUAACUGUUCCGUUUUUUUAUCGGUAAGAUGCCUGAACCCACCAAGUCAGCUCCAGCCCCAAAGAAAGGCUCGAAGAAGGCGGUGACCAAGGCGCAGAAGAAGGAUGGCAAGAAGCGCAAGCGCAGCCGCAAGGAGAGCUACUCCGUGUACGUGUACAAGGUGCUGAAGCAGGUCCACCCGGACACCGGCAUCUCGUCCAAGGCCAUGGGCAUCAUGAACUCCUUCGUGAACGACAUCUUCGAGCGCAUCGCGGGCGAGGCGUCGCGUUUGGCUCAUUACAACAAGCGCUCGACCAUCACAUCCAGGGAGAUCCAGACGGCCGUGCGCCUGCUGCUGCCCGGGGAGCUGGCCAAACACGCGGUGUCCGAGGGCACCAAGGCCGUCACCAAGUACACCAGCUCCAAGUAAACUUGCCAAGUAAGCGUCUUUACACCCAACCCCAAAGGCUCUUUUAAGAGCCACGCAUGUUCUCAGCAAAUGAGUUGUAAUCCUUUCAUUACAAAGGCUAUAUUCCGAUUUCUACCACAUUUAAAUCUUCACUAGCACUCUUUAAGGUUCUAUUGCUCUGCGUAAGAAUUACUAUGGGCAAGCUAGACAAUGCAUGCCAUACAUUGCCCACUACAGGCAAGAAGUUACACAGAACCAUGAUACCACGAAACCAUUUAUCAAUUUGCCCUGAAAAUGCCGUUUAAACUACAGCUUUCUUUUCCGUAUGUAGGUCUUCAAGUUGAUCCUGACGUUGAUCCGGAAUUUGGCGAUGAACCCUUACCCAGAAUACGAAAGACCAUGCUCUUACCAACUUCAUUCUGCGCACAGCUUUUCCAUUUUUCUUUUCCUUUUUUUUUUUUCCCCCUUUUCAUUUUUAAACCACAGAUACAUGUAUUUCAGGGAGGGGCGGGGGGAUGCUGAAGACGGAAUUUUCACAGAAAUGUCAACAAGGGUUUUUUCUGGUUUCCUUGCUUUGUAAUUGGUGCGGUUUCUGUGGUGAGGGGGAGCCUACGCUUUCCUAAAGGCACCGAGGAAAAGAAAAAGGAAGCCUUGAAAUCCUGUCAGCUGCUACAAUUUCUUUCCCAGAAAGUCCUAUUUAAUUUGUAGUCCAUUGGGGGCAGCAUUCAGCUUUAAAGUACUCUGGGUCUCAGAUGUCCGGUUAUCAUUCUCUCCAUCGGUAAAGGAGUCUGUCUACUCGGCUCAGGCCCUUUUGAGCACUCUUUCUGCUUUCCCGGGUGUCCCCAAGCAUCAAGGGCGGAGAGGAAUUAGGAAAGGAAAACCCUUCCUGGUAUAAUGUGUACUAGCUAGGAUAUAAAUAAGCGCUUUCCUUUCUGGGAAAUAACAUUUUGUCAAUAAAUCUGAAGAGGCUGGGACCUGGGGGUCUAGGAGGGAGUGGCCAGGAGGAAGGGAAUCAGUAGAGGUAACCAAGAAAAUUGCCAGGUAGAUGAGCAUGGGCUGAGGAUGAAGCAAUGAAGAGCCAGUAUAAAAGUAAGGAACACUCAGCCCGAGGGGCUUGGCCCAUGUGAACCCCCAAGCACCUCUGCUGAUUUUUACCCAAACCUGAGGUUUGUUUUUUAGGGUGUUAAGUGAAGCCUGGCCAUGGUGGGGAGCAUGAAAAGAACUUUCCCAGUGAAGCCGGAGACACCAGACCAAAAGGAACUAGAAAUAAAUAUACACAUUCAUUCACAGUAGAUAAUGGAUGGCAAAGAAUCUGUCCUGAAACUUGGUGCUGAGCAAGUAAACUCCACUGCUGAGAAUUUGUAAUACAAGCCAAGCUUCACACUUUUUUGUUUCAAGUUGAAUAGAAUAAAAUAGGGAUUCAAAACACCUAGGCUGAGAAUUUAAUUUAGAAAUAUCCCAAACUGUUUUGGUGCCCCUUGGGCACCUGGUAAAAGCAAAUACAAAUCCUCUCUGAAAGAGUAAGCUUCAUUUUGAAAGUGAAAUCGUUCAGUCGUGUCUGACUCUUAGCGACCCCAUGGACUGUAGCCUACCAGGCUCCUCUGUCC
Cervus elaphus (red deer) is the source of this 2039-nucleotide messenger RNA. Its product is annotated as histone H2B type 1-M. Gene Ontology annotation, cellular component: nucleosome. Bases 73 to 453 code for a protein of 126 amino acids. Gene Ontology annotation, molecular function: structural constituent of chromatin; protein heterodimerization activity; DNA binding. Lineage: Eukaryota; Metazoa; Chordata; Mammalia; Artiodactyla; Cervidae. The record is from RefSeq and is a predicted model, not a curated record. The transcript has a single exon.